AUGUUCACGGCGCCAGAGCAGCCUCCGCUCCCGCGAGCCCUGAUGGGCGGAGCAGCGGCUGCUGCAGGAGGCACCUCGCCUCCGGCGCCGGCGACGACGGCCACCGCGGCAGCAACGGACAGCCAGCUUCGGGCACCGGCGGCAGCGGCGGCAGAGGCCGCGGCCAGCCAGCCUCAGGCACCAGCGGCGGCGGCAGCAGCAGCCGCGGCCAGCCAGCCUCAGGCACGAGCAGCGGCGACCGCGGCAGGAGCAGCCGGGGCGACGUCGCUCGAGGCAGCCGACGCACCACCGCCUCCAGCUGCGCCCGUCUCGGGAUGGCCGGCGCAGUCGUUCACGGAGCAGGGGGCCACAGGCGGUUGGCGGCCGAAUGACACGCAGGGCCCGCAGCCGUGGCAGGGCUUCGAGAGGCUCGACGUCUGGCUGGUGCAGGUGAAGAGAUGGAGCCGGCGCACGGGGCUGCCGGCAGAGCAGCAGGCGGGCAAGGACGAGCUCGACGGCCCGUCGGGCAUGGAGACGCUCUACGCGUUCCUGAAGAGGUGCAGGGGCGACCAGGACGACGACGAGGCGAAGGAGGCGUACAGGCUCGUGCUCGAAGACACGGAGAUCCGCUCGGGGGAGACGUACACGCAGUACGUGAUGAGGCGGGAUCUCCAAGUACGCACGGCGCGGCGACACGGUCUGGACUUACCGGAGAAAGUGCAAGUGCAGCAGCUGAAGAACGGAUCAGGGCUGACAGAGCAGAACAUGAUAAACCUUCUGUCGAUCACUCAGGGCAAGGAGGACCUGGAGUCGAUCAAGCGCGGACUGAUGAAGAUGGAUGUUCGGAAAAAGGGGUCGCAAGCAAGAAAGCAGAAGGUGUGCGCCGCGGACCAGAGUGACGACGAAGACGGGAGCGCCGACGCCGCCAUCUACUACGAGUUCGAGCGGGACCUCAUCAUGGACGACGCUGACGCGGCGGCCUUCUACGAGGCGAUCGAGAGCCAGGAGCUGGACGAAGAUCUGGCAGUGGCAGUACUAGCCGCAGUUUUGGAUGAGAAGCGAGCGACCUCGGGCAAGCCUCGAAAGUGGGCUGAGAGCAGAGAGCUGAAGAAGGCGAUCGCGCGAGACCGGGACUUCUUCGACAGCAAGCGCAGCGGUGGCAGGCCGGCUCCACUUUCGGGAACAGGGCGUCAGCGGCUGAGCGUCAGCCAGCUGAAGCUCAGGACGAGGUGCGCCAACUGCGGCCAGAAGGGCCGCUGGCGAAAGGAGUGCACCAACCCGUACAAGCCCAAGCCGACGACGACGGGAUCCACGCAGAAGGACGACGGCGACUUCGGCUCCUUCAUCGUGGGCAGCCAUCGGAUUCUUGAGCUGUGCCGGAAAGUGCGGGGAGACGACGACGCCUACGCGUUCGAGAUGCACCCUCAGGAUGAGCCCGAGGGCAUGAUAGACACUGCGGCCGGACAGGCACUGGUAGGGAAGAAGCAGUUGACGACCCUGAUCGGCAAGUACCGUGAGCGCGGCUGGAACACCCCCUUUCGCGAGGUGAAUCACGUGGGGACCGCGAAGGGGAUCGGAGGAAGCUCGAAGGUGAUCGGCGAAGCCAUGGUGCCUGUGACGAAGGGCGGCAUCAGGUGCCUGAUCCUGUUCAGGGUCAUCGCCGAGGACGUGCCCUUGUUGCUCCCGGUGCGCUGGCUGGAGAGCCCGGGCGCCGUCGUGGACCUCGAGAAGAACACCAUUGCCGUGAGCAUGGCCGGCCGCAGCACGGUCACCCCCAUGAAUCGGCAGAGGUCCGGGCAUCGGACCACAGGACUUUUGGACGAGAGCAGCCCGCAGGAAUUCGAGAUUCCGGCAG
Messenger RNA from Prorocentrum cordatum, 1834 nucleotides. The record is from the annotation of a GenBank genome assembly. NCBI's taxonomy places the organism in Eukaryota, Dinophyceae, Prorocentrales, Prorocentraceae.